GCACCACAUCUAUUUGUCGGCUGUCAACUGGCUUCCUGUCGUAAUGGAGUUGCGUAUUAGAGAGAAAUUGAGCUCUACACAUGGUCGCCAUUUUCGGGCAGAAAAUCGGUGAUUGUGUUUGUUGACGCUUAUAUUGAGCCGGCAUUUAUUUUGCUGAUUAAAUUAUUUAUAAAUCUGUGAUCUCAUUAUGAUCAACUACAUAUGUUGCUUCACGAUAAUUCUAUUCCUUUCUUUGUGAAUCUACAAGCGGUGGUGAUAUUCCACUCUAAAGUGAAGUGUACAAAUUGCAUACUUUGCGUGAAGUGCAUUUUUAUCAUGGCUGACAGCGACAAGACGUUAAUUAGAGAUGGUAAUCUUAGCAAUAAUAAUCGAAACGUUAGCGUUCCCAGCAUUGUUCCCCCUUCAUCGGGAACUAUGCAUCCAGAUACACACCCCACACAUCAUGUUGCUAGCGAACCUUCGACGUUAAAAAGAAAACAAACUUCAUUUCAGAUUACAAGCGUGACUGUGAAAGGCUCCCGUCUUAGUACUGAUGGCGGUGAAGAUAGCGCCGACGAUUUAGACGAGAGCCAUACAGAAGAUGUAAGUUCAGAAAUUCUAGACUGCUCAAGAACCACAGAUGUAGACAAUGACCAAUUGUCUGAAGAUAACAGCAACACUAACAACGACGAUCUGUCAAACCAAACUCCAUCCAUUCCUCUCAAGUGUAAAACAGAAAUUAAUGUUAAACAUGAAGCACAAAUUGACGUUGCUGUGAAAAUUCCAUCCGAAUCUUCCAAAACUGAUAAGCCAAGUAUACCACCUGAAAAGAAUCAAAGUGAACAUGUGGUGAAUCCACCUACGCUUCCAGAUCAGUGGCAACAUAGGUUUAGAGUAGUUAAAAUUGUAAGUAGCGAACCAUUUAAGAGAGGUCGUUGGCUUUGCAUGGAUUUUAUGGAUCCACCUGCCCCUGCAGUAGAAGCAAAGUCUGAAAUUUCUGAAUUAUCUUCUGCUUCUAACAUACAAUUGAUUCCUGGAUCCUGUUUCUCAGAUGCAGUACCAUCUGACCGUGUUGCACAUAUUUAUGAAAUCUCACCAAGUGAUGCUUAUCCUGGCAGCAUAUCAGUAGCUGUUGGUCCUGACCAAAUACAGCAGCCAAUGUAUGGAAUAUUUCUUCCUGUAAAUAAUGGCCAGUAUCCAUUUAUCACUGGAAUGCAUUCGGUAGUAGGACCAGCUGCGAGUCAAAAAGAGACAGUAACAAAGGAAACUUCACAAUCCAAAGCCACUAACACAUGUGGAAUCCAACAGACACAAAAUAUUUCUGCUGGCCAGACUACGUUUACAGAACGCCAGCAGCAACAGCAAUUUGCUUGUCAGCCAGCUCAGGGAUUAUCAGCGGCUACUUCUCAGCCGCCUUCGAAACCUGUUCAGCCUGCCACAGCUGUUCAAGCCUGUCCUCAACAUCAAUCACAAACAACUGUGAAGGUGUCCACUAGUGCACCUACACAGCAGCAGCCCGCUGCUAGCGCACCAACAGUCUCUCAAUCGACUGCAACUCCUGCAACAAUAACUCAACCUCAAUUGCCUCCUCAGUCACAACAGGCUCAGGACUCUCAGCUUACUAUGCAACAGCCACAAAUUCAACCAUCAAUAACAUCACAAAGUCACACGGUGCCUGUCAGCACCAUUUCUCAGAAUAUUUCAGAGCUAGUUUCUAAGCCCAUUGUUGUAUCUUCCAAUACACAAAUAGGUGAUUUGACCCCAACACCUGCUACUACAAUUUCUUCUGCACAGCCACAAGUUUCGCAAAUCUCUAAUGUAGCUGUGGCACAAAGUUCCACUAUAGGUACUCAAGCUUCUGCUGUUGCUAACAUUCCUGAGGUUGUAUCAGUAUUGAGUACCAAAAUUCAGGAGACAGUAACUGUUCCUAGUCAAGUAAUUCAAAAUCACAUUGAAAUCAAGGAGCUUGGAACACCUCCUUCAACCAAUCCACAGGUUUCUGAAGAAAUUUUACCUGAACCUCCAUCUGCAAAAAGUGAUAUAAAUGGAGAAGAAUCCGAAAGUGUUCCUAGUGGGACCAGCACUGUUGCUAUAGAUAACAAAAUAGAACAAGCAAUGGAUUUAGUAAAGAGUCAUUUAAUGUUUGCUGUAAGAGAAGAAGUAGAUGUUCUAAAGGAAAAAAUUACGGAACUAAUGGAUAGAAUAUCACAACUGGAGUAUGAAAAUGGAUUUUUAAGGGCUAAUGCCAGCCAACAGACUUUAGAGCAACUCAACCAAUCUCAACUUCUUCAACAGCAGCAGCAACAAAAUCAGCCUUCUACAGUUUCUAUGAACUCAUUUCCUCAACAGUCUGUUCCUCAGCAGCAAAUAAAUAUUCAAAAUCAGCAGUCAACUUCAUAACAAUGAUUAAAUACUUUUCAAAUAGUACUUUAAUAAAUACUGUAAAUGUUUUUGGUAGUUUUGCAUGAUGGUCAGUAUAGAAAUCUGAUCCGGAAUUAUUCUAUUUUAUAUCUGUGUAGUACUAAUUUUUUUUUUAAUAAAAAUUUAUUUGGUGUAUUUGAAUUUCUUUGGUCCCACAGUAGCAAGAAUUAAGUUAAUUUCUUUCCUUGCUUAAAAAUUAAUGAAUUUUCAUUUUUGCUUUUUAAUAUUUUAGAUGUAAAUGCAAAAAUGGUGGUUUAUUAAAUCAAUUAUUGUAAGACAAUUGAAUUAAUCUUCAUUUUUGCAUGUACAAUAUUUUAACUGCCUUUCACAAAAAGCUUAAAAGAAUAAACUCUUUAAAGCUUGAAGAUUACAGUCCUAGAACUCGUAUAAUAUCUAAUAUACAGUUAAUUAAAUAUAAAUUAUUUAUAUGUGCACUACUGAUUUCUUGAUUAUUAGAUCAUUAGUUAUACUAUUAAAAAAACUCAGCUGCAAAUUAUAGUGGCUACACCAUAUGCAAUACUACCAGAUGCUGUUACUCAUAGACAUAGUCUAAAGCAUAGAAGUACUUUAAAGAAAUGUUUUUGGAUUCUCAUACCAAGGUAAUCUCUUCAUUAAAAAUAUUUGUUAAAAAGCAUUUCUAGAUCUGUUGCUUGCAAAUAAGAUGCUUAGAAAAAUUACUGGAAUAAUUCAUUAGUAAUAUUGUAAAUUAUGAAGAUUGUCUUUUAUAAUGCUUUUUGUAAGAUAAAUUUUUUAAAAUAGCUAUGUAGAAUUUUUACCUAUCUGCAAGAAAUAAAACCUUUUUUGGUUUGAUUAUUUAUCACACAUUAGAAAUACUGUUGUGCUUGUGUAUUUAUGUAUGUUUUAAUCAACAUAGAAAGAUCUGUUCUCUUAAAGACCUUAAAUAGUAGCCAUAUCUGUAUUUUUUUUAUAUAUAUAUAUACUAUAUACAUAGCUGCUAUUUAAAUGUUCAUAAUGGGAUAUGUUGAUUGUAAUUUAUUUUGAUCAGUAUUAAUUAUUUGGUUUGUUAUGCUUACAGUGUUAGUGUAUGCUGGUCUUACACGAAUGCUUUGUUCGAAAAAAUUCAUUCCUUUAGUGUGAACGAACAAUGUGCCACAAUUUAUGUCUGUGUCAUGUCUUUGAAAGAGUGUGUGCGAGAAAAAACGGCGCUCCAGGUGGACCAAUGCAAGAUGUACAGGAAACUUUUGUAUUUCAUGAAAUACUGUUAAACAAGUGAACUGUGUCAAAUUCUUACACUGUCAAGUAUGCGUGUAAAGAGUGUUUUCGGAUUAGAUGCAAAAAUGCUUUGUAUAGGGACUAAUUUUCUCAAUAAGAAAAACAGGUCUGUCAUAAUACGCCUUAUAGGUUACAAAUUGUGAUAAAAUUAAAUACUGUAGAGGUUGUGGUAUUGUAUAUUGUAACCUUAAACAUGCCAAGCGAAAUUAAACAACCACUUAAGAAUGUGAUAAGUGUAUUAAAUUCAAAGAAUCUUUCCUAUCUUCAGUCUUGUUUUUCUUUCUGCACUAAUUUGAAGCUAAGUCACUUGAAAUAGAACAUUCCUUACACCUUACGUUGGUGCUCAGUUCAUGGGUGCACUUUUAUUUCUCAACCUAUUAGGUGCUAUUGUGAUCAUCAGUUUUACCGUUCCUAAUCACAAGUAUUUUGUACUGUGAUGUAUCAUAUGUAGCUCUCUGCUUUCUGUAGAAUUGACAUUCUAAAAGGGCUUAUGUAUUAUAUUAGUAUGUAAAAUGAUACUGCAUUGAGGCAAAGGAGCUGGGCCAGUUUUAUAAGUCUUUUUAAGGAGCAUCUGUAGAUAAAUGCUAUGACAUCUAGCUUGAAUACUUACUCUAAGGACUCCUCUGCUUCAAUGUUGGAAAUGCAACUGUUUCUUUCUUUUACAGUGUGAUAUAGUCAUCAGCUUGUACAAUAAAGUUCUAUGAUUCUGACUUAAA
This is a messenger RNA of Stegodyphus dumicola, 4349 nucleotides long. RefSeq lists its product as uncharacterized. NCBI's taxonomy places the organism in Eukaryota, Metazoa, Arthropoda, Arachnida, Araneae, Eresidae. Gene Ontology annotation, cellular component: nucleus; cytosol. Gene Ontology annotation, biological process: negative regulation of apoptotic process; positive regulation of cell population proliferation; regulation of transcription by RNA polymerase II. The record is from RefSeq and is a predicted model, not a curated record.